GGCGCCCUACUCCUUUGAGCCACAGAUGCCGUCUGACCUGCUGUGUUUUGCUGUUGGUCUCCCUCAACCGGAACUGAAGCAGGAUUUUGCUCACCUGUGUAUGUGCUUAAACAGUGUCUGAUGCAACAGAUGUUUGUUGAAUGAAUAAUCCCUUUUGUGGGAUGGAGGGCCAGGAGCUGAGUCAUUUUCCCAGCAUUUCUAGCAAGUCAGCCACAGGGUCUGAGCUCAGAGCCCAUCUCCUGGAGUCUCCCACUGCGGCUUCCUGCUGCUCUCAGCUAUUGCCCAGGUCUCCAGGGAGGUGGACACCCCUAAACCUUUCCCCAGUGGUCUCCCAUGGCCAGAACUCUGUCAUUAGACCCCUGUGUCUGGCUUCCCUAUUCAAGUGGACAAGUUGCCAAGGGACGCAGGACUGCCACGGGCCAUGGAUACCUGCCCUGAACCCCUGGCUGGGAGCCAGUGGGGAGCAACAGGAGAGCCCAGGAUAUCUACAGGGCAGAUUGAAGAUUUUUCCAGAGAUGUUAAGGUGACGGAGCCCAGCCCUGCUGUCAGGUGGACGGUGUGGGUACCGCCACUCCCUCCCGCUCUGGAUGAUGUCGGAGCACGACCUGGCGGAUGUGGUUCAGAUCGCAGUGGAAGACCUGAGCCCUGACCACCCAGUUGUUCUGGAGAACCACGUGGUGACUGAUGAGGAUGAGCCUGCUCUAAAGCGCCAGCGGCUGGAGAUCAACUGCCAGGAUCCCUCCAUAAAGUCAUUCCUAUAUUCCAUCAACCAGACGAUCUGCUUGCGGCUGGAUAGCAUUGAGGCCAAGCUACAGGCUCUGGAAGCUACUUGUAAAUCAUUAGAAGAGAAGCUGGAUCUGGUCACAAAUAAGCAGCACAGCCCCAUCCAGGUCCCCAUGGUGGCAGGCUCCCCUCUCGGCGCAACCCAGACGUGCAACAAAGUGCGAUGCGUCGUCCCCCAGACCACAGUAAUACUCAACAGUGAUCGGCAGAACGCCAUUGUAGCCAAGAUGGACGACCCCUUGAGCAACAGGGCACCGGAUUCCCUGGAAAAUGUCAUUAGCAACGCUGUUCCUGGGCGGCGGCAGAACACCAUCGUGGUGAAGGUGCCAGGCCAAGAAGACAGCCACCACGAGGACGGGGAGAGUGGGUCAGAGGCUAGCGACUCCAUCUCCAACUGCGGACAGUCUGGGAGCCAGAACAUCGGGAACAACGUCACCCUGAUCACCCUGAACUCAGAAGAGGACUACCCCAAUGGGACGUGGCUGGGUGACGAGAACAACCCCGAGAUGCGGGUGCGCUGUGCCAUCAUCCCCUCCGACAUGCUGCACAUCAGCACCAACUGCCGCACAGCCGAGAAGAUGGCGCUGACGCUGCUGGACUACCUCUUCCACCGCGAGGUGCAGGCCGUGUCCAACCUCUCAGGCCAGGGCAAGCACGGCAAGAAACAGCUGGACCCACUCACCAUCUACGGCAUCCGCUGCCACCUUUUCUAUAAAUUCGGAAUCACAGAAUCCGACUGGUAUCGGAUCAAGCAGAGCAUUGACUCCAAGUGUCGGACGGCGUGGCGGCGGAAACAGCGGGGCCAGAGCCUGGCGGUCAAGAGCUUCUCACGGAGAACGCCGUCCUCCUCUUCCUACAGUGCCUCAGAGCCGAUGCUGAGCACGCCGCCCCCCACCAGUGAGCUACCGCAGCAGCCGCAGGCCCUACACUACACCCUGGCCAACGCGCAGCAGGUGCAGAUUCACCAGAUCGGAGAGGACGGGCAGGUGCAAGUAAUCCCACAGGGCCACCUCCACAUCGCCCAGGUGCCUCAGGGGGAGCAGGUGCAGAUCACGCAGGACAGCGAGGGCAACCUCCAGAUCCACCAUGUCGGGCAGGACGGGCAGGUGCUGCAAGGAGCCCAGCUGAUAGCUGUGGCCUCCUCAGACCCCACUGCAGCAGGCGUGGAUGGGUCGCCUCUCCAGGCCAGUGACAUCCAGGUCCAGUACGUGCAACUGGCGCCGGUGAGUGACCACACAGCCGGGGCACAGGUGAGUGCCCCGUCCCCCCUAGACAUGCAUGCCGUGGCCAUGCACAGGCCCUUCCUCCUGCUGUGGCUGAUGCUGACACCUCGCUUGGUGAAUUACCAUUAUAAGACCUGUGAUUUGGAUAUAGUUGCUCAUUUAAGGAUCUUGUUUUUUAUAAGCACCUGAAAACACGGAGGUGAGAAGGUGGAUCCAGCCCAAUUUCCAGUUUCAGCAUGCUCUUGAGUUACUCUGUCUUGUGGAAAUGUUUAUAAAUGCAGGGGCCAAAAUGACCUUCUGCCCUCUCUCCCCCACCUCAGAGCCUGCCCUGGGCACUAGGGGGCGAGCGGGCCCCCUUGACCUGAGCACGUGCUGCCUUCAGUUGAGGGUCACACCUCUAGGGCAGCCCCAGGCUGGCGGCCCCACUGUGGGCUCCCCGCUUCCUCCUGUGGCCCAUGUGACUCUUCCCACUAAGCCUCUUGGGGAGUCUGGGCAGAAGCCCCCAGAUUGCCACCCCCAUCAGGGCACGUUCUUGAUGCUAAGACAGAUGAUCAGGGACUGAUUCUGAAAUUAGAUAUUUUCCCUUUAAUUUGUCAUCAAAUAAAGCUGUGCAUCUAUAAGGUCCCUAUAAUAUCUGUAAUUUGUUGAUUACAACUUAUGUCUUUAUGAAAACAAAAGUCACUGAACCCCAAAAUACUUCCCUGGAACACUGGAAUUGUUUUUAUAGAAAGGCAGAAUGGUAACUGAAAGUCUGGGUCAGUCUGUUAGGCUAAGGGUGUGUUGUUAGCCCUCUGGUUACUCCUGAUGAGUCAAAGGAGCAGGGAUAGAGACAGGAAGCAGCCGCGCUGGCCAGGGGCCACGUUCACGGGGGUAGUUGCCAGAGCUGCCCCUGCCCGCCUCACCCCUAUGUUCUGUAUCAAGCGAGGUGGAGCCACGGCCUCGCCACAGCCCAGCUCUCUGUGUUUUCUGCCCUGUGCGUGAACAUCCUGGCUGCUCUAUGGCUAUCGAGGGGCCUGGCCAUGCAGCAGUGGGUGUGUUUCUAGAAAAGCCCUCUUCUCCCCCUUGCAGACAGCUGAUACCCUGCAGCCCACCCUGCAGCCCGAGAUGCAGCUGGAGCACGGAGCCAUCCAGAUCCAGUGAGGUGAACGGGCCUC
Messenger RNA from Otolemur garnettii (small-eared galago), 3160 nucleotides. RefSeq names its product BTG3 associated nuclear protein (gene BANP). Gene Ontology annotation, biological process: protein localization to nucleus; negative regulation of protein catabolic process. The record is from RefSeq and is a predicted model, not a curated record. Lineage: Eukaryota; Metazoa; Chordata; Mammalia; Primates; Galagidae. Bases 588 to 2195 code for a protein of 535 amino acids. Gene Ontology annotation, molecular function: DNA binding. The transcript is spliced from 12 exons.